Racocetra persica is the source of this 849-nucleotide messenger RNA. The record is from the annotation of a GenBank genome assembly. NCBI's taxonomy places the organism in Eukaryota, Fungi, Glomeromycota, Glomeromycetes, Diversisporales, Gigasporaceae.
AUGCCAGGAUCAAACAGAACAGAUUGCGAGGAUCGUGUAACUCGACCAUUGAGGGACUCGGUUUCUUCAUCGGUAGUAGAACCCCCAGCUCCCUCAACCACAUCAGAACCACUAGCGCCUUCAACACUCAAAACUAAUUCUGCUCAAAAAAAUAAAAGAAUGUUAUUAUUCAAUUUAUUUAUGAUAUUUGUUGAUGUCGGUUUACCACUCCUCCUAUAUUUUAUUCUUUCAAAAUACAUACCCACUAUUUGGGCACUAAUCAUAUCAGGUAUCCCACCUGUUGUUUCUGUUAUCCUUAAUUUUAUCAUUCGAAAACAAGUCAACGCCAUAGGAAUACUCAGUAUAGUCGGUUUCAUUGCUGGUACUAUAUUAUCUGUGAUCCAAAAUGAUCCAAAGCUAUACUUAUUACGAGAAUCAUUUAUCACUGGUGUAGUUGGUUUAGUAUUUAUUGUCACUUUAAUUCCGAUAAAAAUCGGCUCCUUCCAAAUGCGUCCCUUAAUUUAUUAUAAUAGUAAAAAUCUUGGAAUGGGUAAUCUUAAAGGCUUAACUGAUGAUGAACCUAUUCCUGAACGAUUUGAGAGAUAUUGGAGGUCUUAUGCUUCAUUUCGACGUGUAUUUAUCGUCUUGACCGCUGUUUGGGGUUUUGGUUUACUUCUUGAAGUUCCUGCCCGUAUCCUAAUUAUUUACUUUACAAAAACGAUUGAUGAAGCUGUUUAUAUUGGAAAUAUUGUUAUUUAUAGUUGGUUGAGCUGUUUAAUUUUAUUUACCAUAAUUUAUUCCGGAUGGAUGCAGAAAUUAGGUCAAAAAAGAGAAGCGGAGGCUGCUGCUGCUGCUGAAAAUGAAGCAUAA